Sordaria macrospora k-hell is the source of this 888-nucleotide messenger RNA. RefSeq lists its product as uncharacterized. Gene Ontology annotation, molecular function: tRNA guanylyltransferase activity; magnesium ion binding. Lineage: Eukaryota; Fungi; Ascomycota; Sordariomycetes; Sordariales; Sordariaceae. Gene Ontology annotation, biological process: tRNA modification. The record is from RefSeq and is a predicted model, not a curated record.
AUGGCGAACUCCAAGUUUGAGUACGUCAAGCAGUUCGAGCAACCUGACUCACUUCUUCCAAACACCUGGAUAGUAGUAAGGCUCGAUGGCCGUGGCUUCACAAAAUUCUCCACCAAGUAUGCUUUCGAGAAGCCCAACGACAUGCGCGCCCUAGACCUGAUGAACGCCGCCGCCCGCUCCGUCAUGUCCGAGCUGCCCGACAUCACCAUCGCCUACGGCGUCUCAGACGAGUAUAGCUUCGUCUUCCACAAAUCAUGCACGCUAUUCGAGCGACGGGCGAGCAAACUGGUUUCGACCAUCGUCUCAACCUUCACAGCCUACUACAUCUACUUCUGGCCGAUCUACUUCAAAGACUCAAAACCUUUGACUCCGCCGCUCCCAAGCUUCGACGGCAGGGCCGUCACCUACCCGUCCGUCCAGAACCUGCGCGACUACAUGAGCUGGCGCCAGGUCGACUGCCACAUCAACAACCUGUACAACACCACGUUCUGGGCCCUCAUCAACAAGGGCGGCAUGGACGGGACGACGGCCGAGCUGAUGCUCAAAGGCACGUUUUCGGCGGACAAGAACGAGAUUCUGUUUCAGAAGUUUGGGAUUAACUAUAACAACGAGCCCGAGAUGUUCAAGAAGGGAAGUGUCAUUUUUAGGGAGUACGAGAUGGUGGAGCCAGAGACGACGAAAAAUGGCGUGGAAAAAGAGGCGGAGAAGGCGAACACGGCCGUGCCGGAAGUCAAGUCGAAAAGUCAGCUGGAAAAGGAAAAGAAGGCGAGGACAAAGGCCAAGAUCGUGGUGGAACAUUUGGAUAUUAUCAGGGAUGAGUUUUGGGAGAGGAGGCCGUGGUUGUUGAGUGGGAAGCCGGGCAAGGUUCCUAAGGAACAAAAGCCUUGA